Molecule: messenger RNA, 828 nt
Organism: Spodoptera littoralis (African cotton leafworm)
Lineage: Eukaryota; Metazoa; Arthropoda; Insecta; Lepidoptera; Noctuidae
Source: the annotation of a GenBank genome assembly
AUGGAUCCCGAGGCCUUCUUGGACCUGGCCAACCAGGUCAUUAAACUAAAAAUGUACCCAUAUUUCGACAUAGCACAUUCUUUAUUAUGCGCUCUUGCAGUCAGAGAGGAUUUAGGAUCUGGUGCACAGGCGUUUUCCCGCAAACAUCCCCUGUCAUGCUGGCUGUCCACAAUGCUGGUCAUCUUCGCGGGCGGCAUGGUGGUCAACGGCCUGCUCGGGGAACCGAUGCUAGCCCCACUUAAGAACACACCGCAGCUUAUUAUUGGAACUGUUACAUGGUACCUCGUUUUCUACACACCAUUCGAUGUGGGAUAUAAAGUGGCAAAGUUCCUACCAGUGAAGGUAGUUGCUUCAGCCAUGAAAGAGAUUUACCGCGCCAAGAAAGUCUAUGAUGGAGUCAGCCACGCCGCGAAACUGUACCCUAACGCCUACGUCAUAAUGAUCAUUGUUGGUACCCUAAAGGGCAACGGAGCAGGUUUCACCAAGUUGGUGGAGCGACUGAUCCGCGGUGCCUGGACACCCACUGCCAUGGAGACCAUGCAACCUAGCUUCUACACGAAGGCCUCUCUGGUUGCGUCCAUUAUUUUCGUGCUAGACAAGAAGACUGACCUCAUUUCUGCCCCGCACGCUCUCGUGUACUUCGGCAUCGUGAUAUUCUUCGUAUACUUUAAGCUGUCCUCAAUUCUCUUGGGCAUCCACGAUCCCUUCGUGCCCUUUGAGAACUUGUUCUGCGCGCUGUUCCUCGGAGGCAUCUGGGACUCACUGGCCAAGCUGCUGGGCAAGGGACAGCCCAAGGAGGAAACCAAAGACGCUAAGAAAACUAAUUAG